Molecule: messenger RNA, 2041 nt
Organism: Galdieria sulphuraria
Lineage: Eukaryota; Rhodophyta; Bangiophyceae; Galdieriales; Galdieriaceae
Product: pyruvate kinase
Exons: 2
Coding region: 4-1758 (584 amino acids)
Biological process (GO): glycolytic process
Cellular component (GO): cytoplasm
Molecular function (GO): pyruvate kinase activity; potassium ion binding; magnesium ion binding
Source: RefSeq, a predicted model, not a curated record
CCGAUGUGGUCACCCAGGAUGGAGAAGCAUUCGUCGUCUAUUUGCUUUGUACCAUUUGUGCUCUAUAGUUCAUAUCAUAAGAAAGCCUCACGAUUCUCAGUAAAUAGCUUGACAAGUAGCAAGAGUACCUUUUAUGGAGCUUAUUCUGGUUGCCGCUCUUUCAACAGGUCUAUUUCGUCGUCUUCCACUGAUACCGAUCGUUACAGACAAUCGACUAUAGGGAUAUUUGCUACACAGCUGGUAAAUGGCGUACUUGAAGAAGAACUAAACCAAUUGUCCAAGUUGGCAGAGUACAAGGAACUCUUAGCUAAUACGAAGCACCCUUCCAAAGUGGUUUGCACCAUUGGCCCAAAGACUUGUUCUUUCGAGAUGAUAAAAAAGUUGGCUGAGCACGGUAUGAAUGUUUUGCGAAUGAAUAUGUCACAUGGUACCCAUGAGUGGCAUCAACAGGUGAUCAAUCAUGUCAAACAGUUGAACAAAGAGUCUGGAUGGAAUAUUGGAAUUUUGUUAGAUACCAAAGGCCCUGAAGUUCGUUCUGGUGACCUCAAAGAACCAGUUUAUGUAGAAAAAGGCACUCGAUUCACGUUUACUAUUCGUAGACAAGUCGAUUAUGAACCUUUUACCACCGAUGUGAAUUAUGAUGAUUUUGUAUCCGAUAUUCGUCCUGGAGAUGUGUUAUUAGUAGAUGGUGGAAUCUGUUCGUUUCUUGUGAAGCAAGUAACAGAUGUGGAUGUGAUCACGGAAUGUUUAGAAAGUGGGAUAUUAACGAGUCGCCGACAUCUCAAUGUAAGAGGAAAGACCGCUUCACUACCAGCUAUUACGGAAAAAGAUUGGUUAGAUAUCGACUUUGGGAUUCGAAACGAUGUAGAUUUCAUUGCUCUUUCUUUUGUGAAACAUGAAGAUGAUGUACAACAUUUGAAGAAAUAUUUAUUAGAGCAUGGUUCAUCUGCUUUGGUUAUUUCCAAGAUUGAGUCAGCAGCCGCAGUGCAAAGACUGGAGCCCAUUUUGAAAGCAUCCGAUGGUGCAAUGGUAGCUCGUGGCGACUUGGGAGCUGAAAUUCCUGUUGAAGAUGUUCCUCUUGUACAAGAAGAAAUUGUUCGAAUUAAUCGAAGACUACAAAAACCAACCAUUGUUGCUACUCAUAUGUUGGAAUCUAUGAUAUCUUUUCCCAGUCCAACACGAGCAGAAGUGACGGAUGUUUCAGAAGCAGUUCGUCAAGGAGCCGAUGCAACCAUGUUGAGUGGUGAAACGGCCAAUGGUUCGUUUCCUUUGGAAGCUGUGAAUACUAUGUGCACUAUUGCACGAAGUGUUUGGACACUUCCUUAUGAAUAUGAACGAUAUCCAUCAUUAUUUAGUAGUCAGGAUUCUUCUUCCCUCGUUGACUCCUCUAUAGCUGCGUUGUGUUCAUCUGCAGCAUUCUUAGCUAAUCAUUUGAGUGCUCGUGCUCUUGUCGUAUUUACUAAGACUGGAAAGAUUGCUUGUUCUGUUUCUGCUGCUCGUCCCAAUUGUCCUGUAUUGGCAUUUACACCUGAUGAAGGAUUGAAGCGAAGACUAUCAUUGUAUUGGGGAGUUGAAGCAUAUCAAAUAGCGUUUUCAAACCAUCCAGAAGAAACAGUUUCUGCUGCUUUAAAGAAGAUGACACAACGUAAUAUGGCCAAAUGUGGAGACUUGAUAGUUAUACUCAGUGAUAUGUUGGUAUCCAAUGGCACCUUUGUCAAUUCCGUUCAAGUUCGUCGAUGGAUGGAAGGAACAAGUUGAUGCUUUCUAUUUCCAAUGUUACAUAGAAUUGGUGUGGAGCGUAUCUUUAUUUUUGUGUUUUGAUUUGCUUUUUACUUGUUGAACACAAGGAGGCAAAAACGUUUCCGUGGUUUGUGAAUGAUCUUCUUCAUCAGUCGUUUCCUCGUUGGAACAAUAUCCUAAUAUAGUUAAUAACAAGGAAACAUUCUGAUAUAUGUUUUUCCUAUCAAGUUGGUCAGCCCAAGGUAAUAACACUUUUGCAUCUUUCAAUAAAGAGUCUAUGAAUUCUUUGUAUCGUUGUCGA